Oreochromis aureus is the source of this 1784-nucleotide messenger RNA. It is a transcript of the gene nkx2-1, whose product is annotated as NK2 homeobox 1. Lineage: Eukaryota; Metazoa; Chordata; Actinopteri; Cichliformes; Cichlidae. Gene Ontology annotation, cellular component: nucleus. The record is from RefSeq and is a predicted model, not a curated record. Gene Ontology annotation, biological process: cell differentiation; regulation of transcription by RNA polymerase II. Gene Ontology annotation, molecular function: RNA polymerase II cis-regulatory region sequence-specific DNA binding; DNA-binding transcription factor activity, RNA polymerase II-specific. The transcript has 2 exons. The coding region runs from base 174 to 1217 and encodes 347 amino acids.
UCCAAUUAAGGCGGACUUGAGGCGCUCUCUUACGUGUUCAUCUACCAGGAUCGACGUUGAGACAACAGGAAGCAGAGGGGCUUUGGCCAAAAAAAAAAAAAAAAAAAAAAAAAAAAAAGGCAGAAGGAGAGAUUGCCUUGCCUUCUAAUUUCUCCCUCUCCAGCCCCAGAACAAUGUCGAUGAGCCCUAAGCAUACGACUCCUUUUUCUGUUUCCGAUAUCUUGAGUCCCCUUGAGGAGAGCUAUAAGAAAGUAAGUAUGGAGAAUAACAACUUGGGGGCACCUCUCACUUCUUACCGGCAGCCGCAAGUCUCACAGGCGGCGAUGCAGCAGCACCACAUGGGCCAUAAUGGGACUGUGUCUGCGGCUUACCACAUGACUGCGGCAGGUGUUUCUCAGCUGUCACACACGGCCAUGGGGGGCUACUGUAACGGCAACCUGGGCAACAUGGGCGACCUGCCGUCUUACCAAGACGGCAUGAGGGGCAGCGCCACGGCAACCGGCUGGUACGGAGCCAACCCAGAUCCGCGUUUUUCCACCAUUUCCCGCUUCAUGGGCUCUUCGUCGGGGAUGAACAUGGGCAGCAUGGGCAGUCUCAGUUCCCUGGCAGACGUGGGUAAAGGCAUGGGCUCUCUGUCAACCACACCGAGGAGAAAGAGGCGAGUGCUGUUCUCCCAGGCGCAGGUGUACGAGCUGGAGCGACGCUUCAAGCAGCAGAAAUACCUGUCGGCGCCGGAGAGGGAACACCUGGCAAGUAUGAUCCACCUCACCCCGACCCAGGUGAAAAUCUGGUUCCAGAAUCACCGGUAUAAAAUGAAGAGGCAGGCAAAAGACAAAGCCUCCCAGCAGCAGAUGCAGCAGGAGAGCGGCUCCUGCCAACAACAGCAGCAGCAGUCACCUCGGAGAGUAGCUGUGCCGGUGCUGGUAAAGGAUGGGAAGCCGUGCCAAGGCAGCGGCCACACGCCCACAUCCUCCGCUCAGACGCACCACCAGCAAGGGGGCAAUGUCAUGAUUAUGUCUAACAACACGUCCGGCCUCGGCCAGCAUCAGACCCAGCAGGUGGGAAGCACAGGUCACUCUCCAGACUUGGCGCAGCACUCCUCCAGUCCGCCCUCACUUCAGAGCCAAGUGGCCGGCCUCUCCCACCUCAACUCCCCCGGCGCAGAGUACGGCUCGGCCUUGCAGUGUUCAGCCCUGUUAUACGGCAGGACAUGGUGACAAGAGGCGCCGGCUAUGAUUUAAAUCUAAUUUUAAAAAAGAAAAGACAUUUUUAUGUUAAUGCUCGGCAAGUUUCACUGUAAAUGUGCGCACUUGAACAAGAACCGAGUGAAACCGACGCAGCUCUUCUUGAAUUUUUUCUCCUCCCCAUUUCGAAAGGAAGUGUGACUCUUGUGGAAGAAACACUUGUUCACAAACUGCGGAUGUAAAAGUCUUGGGAUUUAUUUAUGUAAAUUAUAUUGACACAAAAGAAGAAUCAGCAGUCAAAUAGGCCCCAUAGUUGGGAAAACUAAACCCGAAACAGGGACGCAGAUAGACUGCAGGACUGCUGGGUGCUCUUAAAUUUCCCUCCUCAAACACAAAUGUGAUGACUCUGAUUUAUAAUAGAAUUUAAUGUAAGCCGUAGAUCUAGCUUGUAUAUUUCAGUAAAAGGUUUGAAUUUUAGCUAUUUGUUGUACAAAGUUUUUGACGCUAUUGCCGGUUUGUUGUCGUUUCACUGGUAUUUGUACGUUUUAUUUCUUUGUAACUUAUAUAGAUAUUUGACUUACAGCAAAACAGUCCUAUUAA